CUCUUCAUCUUUUGUUUUGGUUUGGCAAUGGCAAUGGCUCGUCCUUUGCUCUUGCUAGCUUGUGCUUUUGCUUUUCUGGCUUCUUCACUCUCCUUUGCUGCAAUUGUGGAGCAUACUUUUCAUGUGCAAAACUUGACUGUUCAACUAUUGUGCCACCAGCGAGUCAUUAUUGCAGUAAAUGGAAACCUUCCCGGCCCAAGAAUACAAGUUCACGAGGGUGACACGCUCGUUGGUCAUGUUUUUAACAAAUCUCCCUACAAUCUUACCAUUCACUGGUAAUAUAGCUUUUCACAAAUUAGACAAGGUGUGAUAGUAUUUUGUUAUUUUAUCGCAAUUGAGUAUGAUAGUUACUGAAACUUUACACCAAAUAAUUUAUAUCUAGAUCUUCUUCAUUAUCACCCACCCCUUUGAAGAUGUACCUUGACUUCUCAUUUAUU
Messenger RNA from Camellia sinensis, 437 nucleotides. Lineage: Eukaryota; Viridiplantae; Streptophyta; Magnoliopsida; Ericales; Theaceae. The record is from RefSeq and is a predicted model, not a curated record.